AUGAAUGACCAUGAUCCUUCAUUUAUGUAUUCACAAUUACUCAAAGAGAUUUUACUCGAAAUGCAGGAUGAUGAAAAGGCUAGACGAGAAUUUGUCCGCGUUCUUCGUAUUCAGUAUGCCGAGAACACUGUAGCAUUACGCUCGAUUGAUGACUUUGAGCAAGAGUACGAUAAGCCAUCGCCGAUUUGGUGGUACACAAAAGAAUCAUUCAUUUAUUCGGCGCUCAAUAAAGCUUUACGGACUGAAGACAUUGAAAUCAUUCUCAAGAUGGGUUUCAUCGUCCGAGACCUAUGCAGACAAAUUGAGCAAGUUUAUUCAGACACGCGUCAAGAAACAAAACAGAUUGUUUACCGAGGUCAAGGCAUGUCAAGUGUAGACUUUGAGAAGAUCAAGAAAAAUGAAGGUGGUCUUCGAACAUUCAACUAUUUCUUGUCCACAAGUACGAAUCAACAAGUCGCUAAUGCUUUUGCCGAGAGUGUUCGAAAUGAUUCUGAUCUGAUCGGAAUUCUCUUCCAAAUGGAGAUCGAUUCAUCGAUCUCAUCGAGUCAGUUUGCCUUGUUGAAUGGCAUUAGUUAUUACUCAGGUGAAAAUGAAAUUCUCUUUUCCAUGCAUACUGUCUUUCGAAUUUGCAACAUCUUAAAGCUCGAUGAUCGACUAUGGCAGAUUAAUCUCAGAUUGACAAAUGAUGAUGACGAACAGUUGAAAAACCUUACCGAAUACAUCCGUCAAGAGUUUGAAGGUGUUGCAGAGAACCAUCGACUCGGCACACUGAUGCGUAGAAUGGACAAGCUCGAGAAAGCAGAAGAAAUCUUCACGCAGCAGCUUGAGUCGGCAUCCAACAAAAGUUCGCUGGCAAUCGCUGAUCUACAUUCAGAAUUGGGAGGUAUCAAAUAUUCACAAGGAGAUGCUUCAAAUGCACUGGCACAUUUUGAGAAGGCACUCGAAAUCAAAGAAAAAACUCUUCUAUCGACGGAUCCAGAUCUGGCUAAGGCAUACAGCAGCGUUGGUACAGCUUAUUGUUCGAUAGGAAAGUACUUAACUGCACUCUCAUACCACAAAAAGGCACUCGGAAUUAGAGAAGAAGUUCUUUCACCUAUACAUCCAGACUUAGGUGUCGCGUACAACAAUCUUGGUGCAGUGUAUGAUGCAAUGGGAAACUACUCGGCUGCACUCUCAUACUAUAAAAAAGCAAUCAACAUUAAAGAAAAAAUUCUUCCAUCUCUACAUCCCACUCUAGCCAUUACUCACAGCAAUAUUGGUCGUCUGUACAAAGUUAUGGAAGAUUAUCCAACUGCACUUUUAUCUUAUAAAAAGACUCUCGAGAUCGAGCAAAAAUCUCUUCCUCCUACACAUUCUUCUCUCGGUACUACUUAUAACAACAUCGCUGGAGUGCAUCAAUCAUCGGGAGACUACUCGAAUGCCCUCAUGUGUCUUGAAAAGGCUCUCAAAAUUCAGCAAGAAUCAUUGUCAUCCACUCAUCCCAAUUUAGGCAUGACCUAUAAUAAUAUUGGUGUAGUAUACAUAUCGAUGAAAGAUUACUCGGUUGCACUCUCGCAUCUUGAGAAAGCACUCGAAAUUCAACAAAAAUCGCUGCCACCUAUUCAUCCUCUUCUUGCCAAAACAUACAGCAACAUGGGGCGAAUGUAUACUUCAAUGGGAAACAAUUCGAUUGCACUCUCAUAUUAUGAAAAAGCGCUUGGGAUUCAACAAAAAUCUCUCCAAUACUCGCAUCCUGAUGUCGCUUUGACCUAUAAUAAAUUGGGAAAUGUGCUCUACAGUCUCGGUCGGUAUGAAGAAGCCGUCAUACAUGCUGAACGAGCUGUUGUCAUUGCUCUUGAUACACUUGGGUGUGAUCAUCCUAUUUUUCGAACAUAUCAAGAAGACGUGAAACAAUUCCGUCAGAAACUAUAA
Didymodactylos carnosus is the source of this 1911-nucleotide messenger RNA. The record is from the annotation of a GenBank genome assembly. NCBI's taxonomy places the organism in Eukaryota, Metazoa, Rotifera, Eurotatoria, Philodinida, Philodinidae.